CCUCCAUCAUCCGCUCCAAUCUUGGCUCCAUUGCACCAUUUUCGCUUACCUGCUGACUUCGGCCCCGGCGAAGUCUACCUCUUUUUAGUCGACAAAGCCAUUUUAGUACCACCACCGAGGUACCUUUCUUGGUCAUUGCCUGCCCACAAUGGCCUCCUCGCCUUUGCACCGACCUGCUUCCCCAGACGGCGACACCAUCAUCGUGACGCCGUGGCGCCCCUCCGCCGCGCGCCAAACUCGCCCGUAUCGAGACGACGACGACGAUGUUCCCACCCCAAAAGGAAAAGUUGGCUGCUCCGGGCGGCACACUCGUCCGCGUGAGGGAGGGGACGACGAUGAUGUUCCCCCCCCAAAAGUUCGCGUUCGCCGCUCCGAGCGGCCGAAUGCCACGCCCACGGGCGACAUUGUCGAGAUUCCCGACUCCCCCGAGCCUGGCACGUCCCCCACCCUCGUCAUGGACUCCCCCGAGCUCGGCAAGAGCAUGCCAGACGGCGAACCACCGACCCCCGCGAGUCCUGCAACCCCCGAGCCCGCCUCCUCCUCCUCCACCGCCCUCCCGGCGCCCAUUCCCUUGUGGAAGAUGCUCUCCGCGAUGAAACAGGGUAUAGAAGAGAGGGAAAAAUUGCUGGUCGAUGAGGUGAAGGGCCUAAGAAAGGAGGUGGAAAGGCUGCAUGAGGAAAAUACACAGCUGAGAGGCCGGGAAACCGUGCUGGAACACGACGUGGAGGAUCUGGGAGAGUCUUGAGACAGAGGAACGACACUCUGACGGCGGACGUGCAAAACUUGACACAGGAGCACGACACUGUGACCGAGCAGAACCGGAUCCUCCGAGGCGAACAUGAAGAUCUCCAACUUGAGCUUCGCCGCGAGCGGUGCCAAAAUAUACGCCUGACAGUCCGGGACACCGUUCAGACCGAAAACGUGGAGGAGCUGACACAGACGAACACCACUCUGACGGCGGACAUCCAGGUCUUGAGACGGAGGAACACCACGGUGACGGCGGACUAUCUCGCCCUCCGUAUUGAGCAUGCGCGGCUGCAGGAAUCCCAUGGCGACGCGCUGGCCAACAACAUGGGCCUGGAGGCGGACAACGACGGCCUGGAAACCGACAAUGGGAUCCUUCGCGGCGACAAUGAGCGCUUGCGGGCCGAGAACGCGCACCUUCAACUGGUCUUUGACGCCCUCCGCACGGCCACGCGGAACAUCCACGCCGGCAACGCCGACCGCCAACAGCGCCUCGACAAUACCGAAAAGGAGAACCACCGCCUCCGCGCCGACAACCUGGGGAUCCCCCGGCUCCGCCAGGCCCACGACACCCUCGGCCGGCGUCUGAAGACCUUCACGGACGUCUUCGAGGUCGUCGACGAUCCCCACGCCUUUGCCCCCGCGGCGGACCACCCUCCCCUGGCCGUUCGCCCACGGCAAGCAUUCACGGUCCUCCUGCAACACGAAGAGCUGCAAUUCCGGUUCUCCGGCCCCGACGGCGACCACGCCGACCAGGCUCGCCUUCUUUUCCGGCCCCCCGGCCCGGGCCCGCGGCCACGGUUGUCGAAGCCCAAGACCUUCGUCUCCCUGCCCACGGCGCCGUGGACGCCCGUGGUCCUGGGACUGGACUUCGCCGAGCAAAAGGUGCACAUCGCCCAGGUGCAAUAUCUCUGUCUGAGAUCCGGGCCGCUCGUGACGGCCGAGGAGUUGGCGGCGGUGCGGCGGGGCGACUGCAAGGAGUUCAACCCGGUCGAUCCUCCCAUCCUCGGCGGCAACAAGGUCCACAACGCUGUCGAGGAUCCCAUCAUCCUCUCGGACAGCAGUGAUGAUGAGAUGGGGGAUGUUGAGCAGACCGGGCCUGGCCCUUCCGGCGUGGGCGUGGAGGAGGAGGGGGAGCAGGAGGAGGACGAGUCGGAGGUGUCGGAGGAGGAAUAGCGCUCUUGUCUUUGGUCUUUGUGGACUUGGUGGUCUUGUCGUUGGUCCUCGUGGAAUUGGCACUUUGGUCUUUGGUCUUUGGGGGAAUUGGGGGUCCUGGCGUUCUGGCAUGAUGCUGGCGGUCUGGUGUGAUGGGCGGCGGCAUGGUGUUGAGCAUUAUGCAGGCGUCAGGGGCCUCGUAUCUGAUGGCGGGGGACUUGGUGGCGUUGGUGAUAGCAUUGGCUGGUGUCAUGAUGAUAGCAUCUAUGGCGUUUGGGCCUCCUGGGUAUAAAUAUGAGCUCGAUGCCCACGA
Molecule: messenger RNA, 2212 nt
Organism: Cladophialophora immunda
Lineage: Eukaryota; Fungi; Ascomycota; Eurotiomycetes; Chaetothyriales; Herpotrichiellaceae
Exons: 5
Coding region: 1072-1920 (282 amino acids)
Source: RefSeq, a predicted model, not a curated record